GUCCCUCGGACACAGUGGAUCACUGAUCACGGAAAGAGCCGAAGAUGUCGGCUCGGUCAUGUGAUCAGCUGUGUCCAAUCACAGCUGAUCACUGAUCAUCAGAGCACUGAUGAUCAGCGUGCCCUGAUGAUCUGUGUAGCCCCAGCAGUGCCACCUGUCAGUGCUCAUCAGUGCCUCGUGCCAGUGCCCAUCAGUGCCACAUCAAUGCCACAUAUCAGUGCCUACCAGUGCACAUCAAUGCCACAUAUCAGUGCCCAUGUGAGCUGCCUUUCAGUGUCACCCAUCAGUGCCACCUAUCAGUGCCAGUCAGUGCCACCUAUCAGUGCACAUCAGUGCCGCCUAUCAGUGCCAGUCAGUGCCGCCUAUCAGUGC
Molecule: messenger RNA, 372 nt
Organism: Staurois parvus
Lineage: Eukaryota; Metazoa; Chordata; Amphibia; Anura; Ranidae
Source: the annotation of a GenBank genome assembly